AUGGGCAAAAAGGAGCUCAACAAAGCGCAACCCGACGAGAAAAAACAGGUUGCAAAUGUGAAAGAGCGAACUCACUUGUUUCAAAUUAUCUUGCAGUCUUCUGAUGUUAAUCCUGCCCCUCACAGCCAGUCACCUAACACCACCCACAUCUUCCUUCCAACACACUCAUACUUCUUCACUACCUAUAGAUCUGAGCCUCGGUCUCGCCUCUCCUUCGAACUUCUUCACUCAACACCAGUCGUCUUCUUCCUUUUAUGUUCCUUUUCCACUUCCUCCUCCUCAAUUUGCCUUUCUCUACCCUUUCUUUUCAAACCCCUUUUCUCUUCAUCCUCUCACGUUUCUUUUCUUUCCCACCUUUUCUCCCACCACAGUCAUCUUCCUUUCCUUUUUAGAUUCUCUUUAUACAACCCCGACGUUUUUCAACCACCUUUUCUCCCACCACAGUCUCAUCUUCCUCUCCUUUUUAGAUUCUCUUUAUACAACCCCGACGUUUUUCAACCACCUUUUCUCCCACCACAGUCUCAUCUUCCUCUCCUUUUUAGAUUCUCUUUAUACAACCCCGACGUUUUUCAACCACCUUUUCUCCCACCACAGUCUCAUCUUCCUCUCCUUUUUAGAUUCUCUUUAUACAACCCUCGUUUUCAACCACCUUUUCUCCCACCACAGUCUCAUCUUCCUCUCCUUUUAGAUUCUCUUUAUACUACCCCGACAUUCUCUUUCUACAACCCCGACGUUUUUUUCAACCACCUUUUCUCCCACCACAGUCUCAUCUUCCUCUCCUUUUUAGAUUCUCUUUAUACAACCCUGACGUUUUUUCAACCACCUUUUCUCCCACCAGUCUCAUCUUCCUCUCCUUUUAGAUUCUCUUUAUACAACCCCGACGUUUUCAACCACCUUUUCUCCCACCACAGUCUCAUCUUCCCUCUCCUUUUAGAUUCUCUUUAUACAACCCCACGUUUUUCAAACCUUUUCUCCCACCACAGUCUCAUCUUCAUCUCCUUUUUAGAUUCUCUUUAUACUACCCCGACGUUUUUCAACCACCUUUUCUCCCACCACAGUCUCAUCUUCCUCUCCUUUUUUAGAUUCUCUUUAUACAACCCCGACGUUUUUCAACCACCUUUUCUCCCACCACAAAUCUUCCUCUCCUUUUUAGAUUCUCUUUAUACAACCCCGACGUUUUGUUUUUUCCCAAUUACAGUCUCAUCUUCUCUUCUAGAUUUCUUUAUACAACCCCGACGUUUUUUCAACCACCUUUUCUCCCACCACAGUCUCAUCUUCCUCUCCUUUUUAGAUUCUCUUUAUACAACCCCGACAUUCUCUUUAUACUACCCCGACGUUUUUCAACCACCUUUUCUCCCACCACAGUCUCAUCUUCCUCUCCUUUUAGAUUCUCUUUAUACAACCCCGACGUUUUUUUCAACCACCUUUUCUCCCACCACAGAUCUCUUUAUACUUGACGUUUUUCAACCACCUUUUCUCCCACCACAGUCUCAUCUUCCUCUCCUUUUAGAUUCUCUUUAUAAACCCCGACGUUUUUCAACCACCUUUUCUCCCACCACAGUCUCAUCUUCAUCUCCUUUUUUUAGAUUCUCUUUAAAACCCCGACGUUUUUCAACCACCUUUUCCCAGCCUUCAUUUGACAUCUUUCUCUCCUCCUACCGCUUCUCUGUUAUAUUUCCUUCUUUUAACCCCGGACUCCUUUGA
Molecule: messenger RNA, 1704 nt
Organism: Acanthosepion pharaonis
Lineage: Eukaryota; Metazoa; Mollusca; Cephalopoda; Sepiida; Sepiidae
Source: the annotation of a GenBank genome assembly